UUUCAAUGUUUUUCUGUUCGCUCGUUGUCAGCUGUCAGCACAGACUACAUACUAUGGUUGUCAGUGAGUAAGUGGUCAACAAAUCUAUUUUGAUUAGAUCCGUGACGAUUUACUCAAGAUUUAAGUUGCUAAUUAAGUAUAGCUGUGAAGUAAAAUGGGUGCUAAAGUUUUCAAGUUGAAGUGCGACCGGAACAGAUCGCAUACCGCGGAGUUCACCAUGUAAAACAAUGAGUUAAAAGUGCGAAACUGUUUUAGUUUGUAGGUUUUACGUUUCCCUUGUUAAUUUUGGAUUUAUGAUUAAAUUUACAUGACGGUAAAACAUCCUAAUUUUACUGGUUUAUGUUCUUCACCGACAAUAAGUACGAGUAUGACCAUGGCACAAGACAGGGUGACAAGGAAGUGGGAAAUAUUUCAAGGAAGGAAUAGGUUUUACUGUGGAGGUCGAUUUAUGACGGCUCCAAAAGCGGGAGUAUUCCUGCUAACGGUUUUUUUGAUCACCGGAACUUCAACUGUUUUUUUUAUUUUUGAUUGUAAAUACCUGGCGGAAAAUGUAACCAUAGCCAUACCAAUAAUUGGGGUAUUUUUAUUUGUUUUCACAAUGUCUUCCUUGCUGAGAACAAGCUUAUCCGAUCCCGGAAUUAUUCCAAGAGCUACUUCUGAAGAAGCUGCCUAUGUUGAAAAGCAAAUAGAAGUAACCAAUUCAGCAAAUAGUCCCACAUACAGACCCCCUCCCAGAACGAAAGAAGUCCUAGUGAAAGGACAGACAAUCAAAUUAAAGUAUUGUUUUACUUGCAAGCUGUUCAGGCCGCCAAGGGCUUCACACUGCAGCAUUUGUGAUAACUGUGUAGAUAGGUUUGAUCACCAUUGCCCAUGGGUCGGAAAUUGCGUUGGUAGAAGAAAUUAUCGAUUUUUCUACAUGUUUAUAGUGUCCCUAGCUUUCCUAGCGGUGUUUAUAUUUGCCUGUGCUGUUGCCCAUCUAAUUUUAAUUACUAGAGAUGGGAAAUUUUUUGAAGCAGUUAAAGAGUCCCCUGCAAGCGCCGUGGUGGCGGUGAUUUGUUUUUUCAGCGUGUGGAGCAUACUGGGUUUAGCGGGGUUUCACACAUACUUGACCACCAGCAACCAAACCACCAACGAAGAUAUCAAAGGGUCAUUUACGAGCAAGCGAGGCCAGGACAGCUUCAAUCCCUACUCUCAAGGAAAUGUCUGCUUGAAUUGUUUUCAUAUUUUAUGUGGACCAAUUGCUCCUUCACUCAUUGACAGACGGGGAAUCGUCACAAACAGCUAUAGGUCUGAACUAAGUCAACCUAUCACAUUAGAGCCGAAUAUGCCGUUGGGGAAUUAUGGAUUAAAGGCACAGACUGGACCAGUUCACAUAACAACUAACACAGCAGAUCUAUCGGGAAUUUACCGACAGGCUACAGAAUCUACAGAAAGUAAUGCAGGAAGCGUGACCCAUUUGGUGUCCAGCGAGCAUCCGCUGGCAAUCGCGCCUGCACUGCAGCGGCUUCCAGAAGACUUUUCAAGCCACUACAAGAGUCAUCCCAGCUUGGACCAGUCGCCUGUUUACAACAACAUAUUGCCCGGAAACAGCCACCAGUUAAGCAAGUCACACAGCUACGGGGAAAACAUCAACUCGAUAGUGGCUGGUACCUGUAACUCCAUAGAGAGACCUGCCAACAGGAAAAUCAACAUGGCAGAGGAUCUAUGUUUAGAUCAAGUUGUGGUCCGGGAUAAUCACAUUCUAGACCGGAUAAAAUACGCGGACCUUAAGCUAGAUAACGACAGGACCGUACCAGACAAGGAAAACAGUUUGAUGAGUGCUAGCAGAUUGAGGCUGUUGCAAGAUACUACAAUGAUCGAGAGUGCCUUAGAUUUGGACUCGCUUGAGGAAUCAAGUGUUGGCGCCAACAGUCAGGCAGAUUUGAUGAAGGUUAUGGUUUAGAAGUAUUUGGAGUCAAGUACAUCAAGUGUUAGUAGGAACAAUGUAUAGCUGCGUACUGAAACCCAUCCCCCAUACAUUUUGCUUGUUCCUUAAUUUUACCUUUCAGGUACGUACAUACUCGGACAUAUACAGAUAAGAGAAGAUAUUUAUUUUUGUAUAGUAGAAUAUGUAAAUGUGAAAAUAGUUUUAUUUAAAUAGUACAUUUUUUCGUUUUAUGAAGAUGCUGCAAAGUCUAGUAAAAGCCUAAAAUUAGGUUUGCUUUUAAUUUGUUUAACUACAAGUACUGUUAAACAUUUAUUUUGAAAAUGUGGAUAAUUCUGAAGUAAAUACUAUUUGAUAGUUAGCAGGGUAUUUUGAACGUAUUUCAGCCCAAGCCGAUGUUUCAGCUAUUUGCUAAUUAUUUAUAAACUAUUGGUAAACACUGAAUUCAUGAGACGAAUUUGUUUUUGUCCUUUGCGGUACCGAAACAUUCUCUAUUUGUGAGUAAAAUUUACGCAGUUUACGUUAAAAAGUGAUUUUAUUUUUUCUGGUACCCUGUAUAAUGCUGGUUUAUGAAAUAUUAGAAUGCUCGAAACAUAAUUUUUUUCAAUUUCAAUGAUUUCUUGGAUGGAUAUAUAUCGCUGUCCUGUACCUUUCACAUUGCUAUGAACAAACACGUAAGUUUAAGAUAUUUCACGUCUUUAAUUAUCAACUACGUAUUUUCGUCAUUUCUUCUUUUCAAAUUUUAUUAUGACUGAUUUUUGUUAACUCAGAUUGUUAAGCAGUUAUUGAAGAAGUCUUUACAGCUUCGAUCCAUGUAUAUGUAUAAUACUAGGCUAUUUAUUACAAAUAAUAUUGUCUUAAUUUAUUACAAAAGAUUUCUUUUUUAUUGUAAAACGACGUCGUAGAUUGUUGCUGAACAAUUUCCCGAUCAACCAGUUACAUGACGUCAGUGUUUUUUUGAUAUUUAAAUUGCCUUCUAAAUAAAUUGAAUUUUUCAUAAAA
Molecule: messenger RNA, 2926 nt
Organism: Dendroctonus ponderosae (mountain pine beetle)
Lineage: Eukaryota; Metazoa; Arthropoda; Insecta; Coleoptera; Curculionidae
Product: palmitoyltransferase app
Exons: 11
Coding region: 308-1942 (544 amino acids)
Biological process (GO): protein targeting to membrane; peptidyl-L-cysteine S-palmitoylation
Cellular component (GO): endoplasmic reticulum; Golgi apparatus
Molecular function (GO): protein-cysteine S-palmitoyltransferase activity
Source: RefSeq, a predicted model, not a curated record